UAUUUAAAAAAAUUGAAUAAAUUAUAAAAUUUUUAUCAUCAUAAAUAAUAAUCAAAAAAAUUAAAAUAAAAAAAAGAAAUAUUUAAUGUAUAAAGCAAAAAGCAUACAAGAAAAAAAUUAAAAAAAAGUGUUCAACGAGCUGUUUGUUGAUUGAUUAGUUGCAAUUUGUUGCUAUAUAUAAAAUAGUGUUUGUGUGUUGAUUUAUGUAUUCAAUUUACAUAUAUGAGUGUGCAUUGUAAAUUACAUUUUCGCCAUCAUUUUAUUUUGGAAUAAAGGUAUAUAUAUUUGGAAUACGCAAAACAAAAAGCAAAAACAACAACGAGUGGAAAAUAAAAGUGCGUUAUCUGGUUUUGGCUGAGGAAAAAAGCGAGAUCGAAGAAGACAUUAAAGGAUAAUUAAUCAAAACGUUGCUGAAGUCAUAUAUAAGAGUGGGACAGCUGUGAUUCGAUGAAAUAGAAGAACAUGUUCCUUUAGAAAUGGCAAAAAUUUCACGACGUUCAGUUGCGUCAAAUUCCUCACCCGCCGAUAGUAAUGCAAAUAGUAUUGCAUCGCCAACCAACGACAACAGUGCUAACAACAACAUCAACAACAAAUCAACCAACUCCAAACCGAAAUCAUUGUCAACGAAUUACUCAUCAUCUAUCAGCCAUAACCACGUCAACAGUGAUAUUCCAUCAUCAUUAUCAAAAACAACAAUUCAUACAUCACAAACUGUAUCUUCAGAAAUUACAUCACAACAACAACAAGAACAAGAACAUGACACAUCAUUUCCAGAUCCAUUACGUUCAAAUGGCAGUCAAUUUACUACGCGUACAAUUCCUAAUGGCCAUCAUAACAAUAACAGUUAUCGCUAUACGUCGGCUACUCAACAAGUCAGUUCACAAAGUUCCAGUAGAGGCGCUGCUGCUGAUAAGACUUACACCAAUAAUCGCAUUAGUACAACACCAUUACCGUCAUCUACAACGACUUCAUUGGCAGGACAUCCAUCAAUUAUCAUUCCCUAUUCGAAUUUUAGCGACCACCACAAUAUUACUCAGGCGCAAAUUUUGGCAGCCGAACGGGAGCGUAUUCGGGCAGAGUUCUUUGCUACCUAUGAUGUCAUGACAGGGGUUCGGAUAGCAGCGACUUUGGGUGGAUUCUUUAGUUUGAUGGUAUUUUUAAUUGUCUGGAAGAGUCGAAGUCAUACCGAUGAAACACUUCGGGUUUUAAAAGAUCCAAAAAUUGCCGCUGUAGCAGCAGCUUGUAUGCAAGAAGAAGAAGAACGCAAAAUACAAGAAGCAAUGGAAGCAACUGGCAUGUCGAUAUAUCCAGAUGAAUACGACGCAAUUCUUUAUCGCAGACAACGAAUGUUAUCCUUGGGUAAUGUGAGUGCACCUCCAGUUUUGCAUCGUGGCUAUCGGUUCUCUUCAGUUGGUGGUGGCGGUUACAGCAGCCUUUUGGAACCCCCAAGACGGUAUUCAUAUUCAUAUGGUGGCGGUAGACGUAAAAGUGGUUCUGAAUCAUCCAGAAUACUAACCAACUAUCCGAUGGGCAGUAGUUUUGGUACUGACGACUAUUUUAUGGAGACCGACGAUGAAUUAGAAAAUCCUGAAUUUGAAGAAAGUCACCGCAGAACCGAUUCAGUUAAACGGCAUGGCUUCCUAGAAGUACCAAAUGGAGCAGCAGAAUCACGCCGAAGCAGUGCCAUGACUUGCUGCAGCACUGAAAGUUCAUACCUCGAACGACGUUGUUCAGCGUUAACUCUAGGUUUGGGCAAUCUGCCACCAUCAUUGCGACGUAAACUAUCCACAGCAUCACGCACAUCUAGUAACGACAUGUGGGACUAUUAUUAUCCAGAUAUCCAAGUGAUUCAACCAACACCAAGUGCUUCCCCUUGUCCGAGCGGCGAACGAAUAAUCAACGAUCAGGCAACAUCGUCUAGUCAUCCAACUACAGAGGCUAGCGCUGCCUCCAUCAUAAAGACUGCAAUUAGUAGUUCAACAACAGCUGCCACUAAUCAACAAAAACCAAUUACAACUACACAAGCAGCAUCAGCAGCUUCGUCUGCUAUAGCUCCACAUUUUGUACGAAAACAAAGUAUAGCCUAUUAUGAUCCUGAAAGUGCGCAGUCAGGUCGCCAGCAGCAUAUUCAUUCAAUAAGCGCUGAUACCGCUGACAUUCUCCCAUAUCCCAUGACAGCCAAAGUUGUUCAAUUACACGAGAAAUACGAUGAUUCUAGCGAGCUUAAAUUAGUUGUCCGACGAAAAAUAUCAGCGCCGCUAGAGGGCACCACCACCACCACCAAUGGCCGUUUAAUUGACAACAACAAUAGUUACACGUAUUCGAAUGAAUUUGCUGCCACUGCAACUGGUAAUAAUGGAGGAAAUAAUAGCAUAGGUAGUUUGGGCAGUGCAGCAGAUCUAUCAAAAAAUAUUACAGCUAAUACUGCAGCUGCUGGAGCUGGGCCCAAACGAGCACCACUUGCCUCUUUAAGUUCCUUUAAAAUCUCCUCAAUAGAGUAUCAGGACUCAGAGAUGCGAAGCCUUGAUGAAGAUUCAGUGUUUCUAGAUAGCAUAGCCGAUACCGACGAAGACAUGGAGCAAUUUAGCACUGAUAGUGAUGAGAUAAGUCUUGAAGACGAUGUAAUCGAAGAUGGGUCAACGAAAGUACCAACCAGCAAUACCGUAGCUAGUCCUAUAUCAAAUAUAUCCACGUCGCACAAUCACGACGAUCUGCAUUCGGUUAAAAGUGUUCCACCUAAUAUGUCACAAUACUCCACCGACAUUAGGAGAGCGGUUAGCAAUGUUAGUUCUUUCAAGCGUCCCGCCCGACGACCAAUAUUGGAACGCCAUAAGAGCAUUUCAAUAGCAACUUCCACUGAGAAAAUCUCUCUUAUCGGUCACCAAAUGAAAGAUUUCUCUCAGCAGCAAUCAUCGUUCGAUUCCGAGAAUCGUGCACCGCCACCACUAGAAACCCAUUUCACCAUCCUGCCACGUCAGGAUACAACCGAGUCGACGCCAUCAUCACAGAGACGACUCCUCAUGAAGCCACAACUUCAGCAACAAAUUAGUGCUGAACAGACUACAGAAGAAACUACAACCAAUACCACCACAACAACCGCUGAAACCUGUUCAACUUUCAAUACGGAAAUUCCACAGGGCCAACAGUUCUAUGGUGGUCCUGAUGAAAUUGUCGCAUCAUCAAAUCAACAUUCACUUCUGCCACUAAUUACGAUGCCUGCAUCGCUCAAAAAUUUGAUUCGUCAAAACAGUCCUCCGGCUUGUUCGUCGGUGAUUUUAGAACUGCCUUUGAUCAAACUUCCAACAACAGACGAAAGCAGCGACAAUAGUUACGUAGACAACAACGAUGACGACGACAAAAGUCGCAGCAAAAGCGACGAGUCGCGAGAUCCAAGUUUACCGGGCUCCUCUCGCAAAUGGUCCAGAGAAACUUUGUUCUAGCUAGACGUUAAAUUACAUUUAAUCAUUUUAGGUACCUAAUCAAAAAAUAAAUCACAUACGAAUUUGGUAAAUUAUUAUGAAUCAUUACAGUCAUAUUAUUUUGUUUUUAUUGAUGAAUGUAAGAUGUCAUCAUCAGAAAUAAAAUUGUCGUCGCCAUAACUGUUGUUGUUCAUGUUGCUUAUGUUAUUGUUGUUGACACGGAGUUUACUCAUCGAUUAGUUUAUAAGUCUGAAUAUUUAAAAAAACAAAAAAUGAAAAACGUGUUAGAGACUGUUUUCUGUUAUGUUUUUUGUUUUUCUUUUAUGUUCUAGGAUUUUAAAAAAAUUGUAAACUGUACAUACAUUAUACAUACACACAUCAUCAUGGUGUAAGAUUGUUAUACAAGAAAACUUGUGUGUGUUACAAAAAUCAAAAUACAAAAAAUUAUUCCAGAAAUGUAUGUGUUUUUCAAAAAACAAGAAAAA
Messenger RNA from Episyrphus balteatus (marmalade hoverfly), 3904 nucleotides. RefSeq lists its product as uncharacterized. The record is from RefSeq and is a predicted model, not a curated record. NCBI's taxonomy places the organism in Eukaryota, Metazoa, Arthropoda, Insecta, Diptera, Syrphidae. Bases 477 to 3440 code for a protein of 987 amino acids. The transcript is spliced from 7 exons.